GAAUGUACGGAAGAUGCUUGACCUCCCUGUGUCAUUCCUCAUCUGUAAAAUGGACAUAGUACAUUUGUUUACCUCAUAAGAUUAUCACCUGGAUAAAUGACAUAAUCCAUAAAUGGUGCCUAAAACAACAUGUCUGCUAUGUAAUUCUAGCACUCAGUAAAUGUAAGCAAUACUUCCUUAUUUGUUUAUUUCCCAAAUGUCAUUUGUUAAUCUGCUCAUUGAAAACUGGCGAGAUACAUAUCAAGAAGUCAGUGGUUGUUAUGUCUGGAUGGUGGAGUUACAGGUGACUUUAUUGUCUUAUUUUUGCUUAUUUGUACUUUCUAAACUUUCUGUCUUACUUUUUUAAUAAGAGGAAACAAACUCCUGUCGAGGAUCUGCAGGGUGAAGUGGACUAGAGAUGAGUGGGUACAAAAUGAAGACAUGACCGCUGUCCUUAGGAGUUUAAAGUCUAUGGAAGGAGACAAAACAGAUAGGUUAAUGAUCAUUAUUAGCACCACCAUUAUUCUGGCUGGAGCAAUUGCACUUAUCAUCGGUUUUGGUAUUUCAGGGAGACACUCCAUCACAGUCACUACUCUCACCUCAGCUGGGAACACUGGGGAGGAUGGAAUCCUGAGCUGCACUUUUGAACCCGACAUCAAACUUUCUGAUAUCAUGAUACAGUGGCUGAACGGAGGUGUUAUGGACUUGGUCCAUGAGUUCAAAGAAGGCAAAGAUGACCUGUCGGACCAGGAUGAAAUGUUCAGAGGUCGGACAGCAGUGUUUGCUGAUCAAGUAAUAGUUGGCAAUGCCUCUCUGAUGCUGAAAACUGUGCAACUCACAGAUGCUGAUGCUGGUACCUAUAAGUGUUACAUCAUCACUUCUAAAGGCAAGGGGAAUGCUAACCUCGAGUAUAAAACUGGAGCCUUCAGCAUCCCAGAAGUGAACGUGGACUGUAACGCCACCUCAGAGAGCUUACGAUGUGAGGCUCCCCGAUGGUUUCCCCAGCCAACAGUGGUCUGGGCAUCCCAAGUUGACUGGGGAGCCAACUUCUCAGAAGUCUCCGACACCAGCUUUGAGCUGAACUCUAAGAAUGUGACCAUGAAGGUUGUAUCUGUACUCUACAAUGUCACGAUCAACAACACAUACUCCUGUAUGAUUGAAAACAACAUUGCCAAAGCCACAGGGGAUAUCAAAGUGACAGACUCUGAGAUUAAAAGGCAAAGUCACCUCCAGCUGCUGAACUCAAAGGCUUCCCUGUGUGUCUCUUCUGUUGCCAUCACCUGGGUACUCCUGCCUCUCUGCCCUUACCUGAUGCUAAAAUAAUGCACCUUGGCUACACAGAAACAUGCAGAGUCACUGGUACGACAGAUGAUGUUCAUCCUUGAAUGGUCCAGGAAAAGAAGACCUCUCAUCUUCACUGUGUGUGAUAUCCUGCCAUCACAGGGUUUGAGGCUUCUACUUCAUAUCCUGCAUGGACAGUGACGACCUCAGCUUUCAUCAGCAUCUACAGCGGUGGGACACAACCAGGUGACUUUGCACCACCUCAGGGGACACUUGGAAAUUCUGGAGACAAUUUUGUUGUCACAACUUGGAGGUGCUACUGGCAUCUAGUGGAUAGAACCCAGGGAUGCUGCUCAACAUCCUACAACAUACAGGCCAGCCACCCACAACAAAGAAUUAUCUAGCCCCAAAUGUCAAUCGUGCUGAGAUUAAGAAACCCUCAUGUAGAGUAGAAAAGGAUCUAGAAAACAGGGGAGCAAACAAACCUGUUUGCUUCCUAAAAUUAGGCAUUAGUUUCUCUCUUUGGCUGCUGCCUCAGCACAGAGAGCCAGAACUCAGUUUCAGGCAACCAGGAAUUCCUGAUGGAUUAUCUUCAGCUGGUUGCUUCUACGUUCCUUUCCUUUCUUUACUCUACAAAUCAAGUCCUGUGAGAGAGCUGCCUGAGUUCCAUCACAAGUUCUCUCAGGCUGAAUUUAGAUCUCAGCACUCUGCCUAGUCAAAAUUCAAAUUAAGGCAGCAAAAACAUGUAACUUCCUUGAAACAGAGAUUUCUGAAAGCAGGGGCAAUGAACCUUUGAAGUGAGGCCCUGAGGAAUGAAACUUUGAUGGAAAAGAAUGUUUUCUUGCCAGGCCCCUUCCCACACUUUUUGCAUGUUGACCACUUCCUCCCUGGCACUUUGGACCUUCUGUGCCUGUAUUACAUUUUGUUAUAGAAAACUUCAUUUUAGAGUUCUGACCAUUCAAAAGAAUGAUUGAAUAUACAUUUCCUAUGCUGUUGUCUGCCUAGUUUGCCAAAGAACGCGAGUAUAAGGGAAAAUGGAUAAAAAGCCAUACAUCAGGUUUUAAAGAUUAGUACAAAGCACAUAACGGGCCUUCAAUAAAUGUUUGUUGAAUGAACGGAUGAAUGAAUGGAUAAAUGAAUGGGAGGGAACGACAGGAGCCUGUGAGUAUGGGCAAGGUGGCUGGGUCUAGUUUCUUAAGGGAACUACAUUAGGCUUUACCAGCCUGCCAAGUCUCCAUCUGGGAAAAUAAGUGGUGACAGUAGACUUGAGGCAGAUGAAUGUGGGAGAAUACACACGGGUGGACAAACCCAUUGCUCUAGUAUCAAAACAAUCUGAUUCUUACUAGUCAGGAAUUAUCAAAUUCUCAAAAUCUUAGAGGUGGAAGGACCUCAAAAUCCUCUUUCCUAGUCCUUUCACUUUUCAGGUGAAGACCCAGAGGCCCAGGGUGAAGUGUGGGUAACUGGCUAUCCUCAGGCUAUAUAACUUGCUCAAAAUCACACUGGUAGUUGGAAUAAAGUCUAAAGAUAAUUUAAUUGCUAAAGAGCAAAUUCCCAGGGGACUUCUGAAAUAACUGCUGCAUUCCCAGCUUGUUCCCAAACGGCCUUUUGCAAGAAGAGAAUAAUGCUGAACCAAACUGAGAAAGUAAACUGAAAGCAUAACGACUCCCAACCCAGGUUAAUUCUUUGGCCUUGUCCAUGACCACACAGUGAUACGUGCAGAGGCAUUAGACACCAGAUGCUAUUAACUGAAGUACAAAGACGAGAAUAUGAUGUACACCACAAACAUCUAGGGAAGCUCAAAUCCAGCUGCCAAAAGCUAAAACAUUUCAGAAGUAUUAACAAUUUGAGGGAACAAGUCAAACUUCAAGGAGAAGUACUGGCUACCAGCUAUACCCAGAUUUAUUGGAAGUGUACAGUGACCGCAAUCUGUGCAUUGUCAAUUGGGGGAUGGGGCGUGCAGGGGGUCAUUACUGCAUAAUAAGGCUUCUGCCUGAUGGCAUCUGUGAUGUGCUUUGGUUCUAUUAAUGAAAUUUGUAAUUCCUAAUCUCCCUCCUGCUGGUAAAGUCUCCAUACAUCCAACCAGCUGCUCUAAUUCAGACUGUCUUACUACACGCCUGAGCACCUUGCUCCUUCUAACACUGUCUUAUUUCCUCUUUCACAUCAAUCAUCUCCAGGAGUUUCAGUAUGGGAGCCAUGAGUAAAAAUUAACAGUCACAAAAACAGAACCUUAGAGAUGCUCUCUUGUCUUUCUUUAAAUUCUAUCUCUCUCGAGCAUAAAUUCUUCUUUCCCAUGAAGCUGUCUUGGAGUGGUCCUGUGCACUAUGAUUUUACUCUUCUCUAGUCUAUACAUAAUUUAACACAAAAUCGCACGUUGUUUUUGUCUAUUGCUCCUCAUUGCUGAGCACUUGGACAGUUUGAAGAUGACGACAAAAUAAGGACGGGGGCCUAGGCAGUCUUUGGAAACUUGCUCUUAAGAGGAUCAAGCAGACAUUCCCAGGAAGCUUUGUUUACUGAUAGCAUCUUCUGGGCCAAAGCAGUUAAGUCACAACUUAGAAGGGGGGUAUCUGUAGUUACCACUAUAGGAGCCUCUGUGUCUAAUGAACGGCAAGGCUCCCCCAGAUAAUGAUAUGCCUCUCUCUUCUCAAAGUCAUAAUUUCACCUGCAGCAUUAUCUUAUCUCUUCAGUUCAAAUCUAAUUGCCUGGCCUAAGAAGUAUCCUUAGCAUUUUCAAUUAUAAGGUCCCUUACCCAAAACUCUAAAGGAUACUUCGAAUAAGAACUUUAUGGAUAGCUUAGACCUAUAUCCCUUCUUUACAAUAAGCCAAAAGUGAUGCUCACUUAAUCUAGCCUGUAAGCAGUUCAUAGCAAACUGAAACCAUUUCCUUUCUCUCUUUGCCUUCCAUAUUUGCAGUUCCCAAAAUUUAUUUGUAGUUCCCAAAAUUUAUUUGUAACCAUUAUGUAUCAUUAUAAGGAGAACUAUUAGGCUUUGAAAGAUAAAAUUCCAGGACCUUAUGGUACUUAGUAUGACUUUGAUGAGUCAGAUAACCGUAUACGACCCAAGUGGUAGGUCCAGGUCUCAUACCUAGGGUAGGUGAGGCUGGAAAUGUGACAAGUUUAUAGCAUAAAGACAGCAGUUCCUAUUUAGAGGCAGUAGGUACCCCAGAAGAAGCCAAGUCACAGACUGCUAAAUGAGGAUCUAUGAGAAAAAUGACAACUGUCUUCAGUUCCUCUCACCUUCCCUUUUAUCCAUUUUCUCCCAUACAGCCCAAUCAACGGUCCUCUAGACCCUGAGUAUUCUGUCUUUCCACCAUUCUUUCCAUCACAACUUCCCCACAGGCACCCCCUCACCCCAAGAAAACAAUGCUCCCUGGCAUCUAGCCACACAUGAGAAGGUAAUUUCUCGACUACCUUUUUCAUUAGCUUAAUGUACUGUCUUCCCACAGAGGUAAAUAAUCCUCACUUCACUGAAGUAAAGCAGGAGUUAAAAUAUCCAACUAGUGAGAGAUCCUUGGGGUGUCAAGUGUAGACCAAGGACUCUCACUGAGGGUGCGGGGGUGCUCUUUAACAAUACAGGCAUCACCACGUCCACCCCCAUUGCGGGAGUUAAGAAUCACUGUGUAACGUGAGACAUAUUUGAAUAUGUUACCUUCAUAAACAUAUAACUACUGUGGAAAUGUGAGGUCUACUGACGCAAAUAACCAUCUUUAGAGAAAGGAAAUCAAGUGCUUCCUAGGUCUCAAACAUCAUACUAGGUAUUUGUCUCAUUCAGUCCUUAUCUUAUAAGGUGGGUAUCACCUUGACCCUAGUACCAUCACCAUUUUACAGAGGGGAAAACAGGUCCUGAGAGGUUAAGUAACUUACCAAAGAUCAUAUAAGCCAACAGGUUGAAAAAGCAUUCAAACUCAAAUCUCUCAUGACAACCCAUACUAUUUCUGAAAAAGUAUGGUCAUGUGUAAAAGUGCUAUAAAUAUCUGUAACAUUAUAUAAAUAUUGGCUAUUGUGUUAUUAUAUACAUUAAACUAUGAGGACUCAU
This is a messenger RNA of Aethalodelphis obliquidens (Pacific white-sided dolphin), 5291 nucleotides long. It is a transcript of the gene VTCN1, whose product is annotated as V-set domain containing T cell activation inhibitor 1. Gene Ontology annotation, biological process: regulation of cytokine production; T cell receptor signaling pathway. Gene Ontology annotation, cellular component: external side of plasma membrane. Gene Ontology annotation, molecular function: signaling receptor binding. The transcript has 6 exons. The coding region runs from base 421 to 1302 and encodes 293 amino acids. The record is from RefSeq and is a predicted model, not a curated record. Lineage: Eukaryota; Metazoa; Chordata; Mammalia; Artiodactyla; Delphinidae.